Messenger RNA from Drosophila innubila, 894 nucleotides. Its product is annotated as cuticle protein 21-like. Bases 36 to 791 code for a protein of 251 amino acids. The record is from RefSeq and is a predicted model, not a curated record. Gene Ontology annotation, cellular component: extracellular matrix. Lineage: Eukaryota; Metazoa; Arthropoda; Insecta; Diptera; Drosophilidae. The transcript has 3 exons.
CGCUCUCAACAGUAUACCAAACAAUCUCAGACGCAAUGGCAUUCAAGUUUAUCGCACUCUUCGCUCUGAUCGCCGCUGCCAGCGCCGGCAUCCUGCCCGCUGCUCAGGUCUACCAUGCUGCUCCAGCUGUGGCCACCUAUGCCGCUCCCGCUGCCGUUGUCAAGACAAUUGCACCAGUGGCCCAGCAUGUGAUCACCAAGGCUGCCGAGGAAUACGAUCCCCAUCCCCAGUACAAGUACGCCUACGAUGUCCAGGAUGCCCUCUCCGGUGACUCCAAGAGCCAGGUCGAGGAGCGUGAUGGUGAUGUGGUCCGUGGAGAGUACUCCCUGAUCGAUGCUGAUGGUUACAAGCGCACAGUCCAGUACACCGCCGAUCCCAUCAACGGUUUCAACGCUGUGGUCAACCGUGAACCCCUCAUCAAGACUGUUGCCGUUGCUCCCGUUGUGAAGACCAUUGCCCAUGCUCCCGUUGCCCACUAUGCUGCCCCUGCCGUGGCUCACUAUGCUGCCCCAACCGUGGUGAAAUCUGUGGCUCCCGUUGCUCACUACGCCGCUCCAGUGGCUCACUAUGCUGCCCCAGCUGUUGUUAAGACUGUUUCUCCAGUUGCCCACUAUGCCGCUCCAGCUGUCGCCCACUACGCUGCCCCAACUGUCGUCAAGACUGUUGCUCCAGUUGCACACUACGCUGCCCCAGCUCAUGUGGCUCACUAUGCUGCCCCAGCUGCCCACUAUGCUGCCCCAGCUGCCCACUAUGCCACCUACUCCGCACCAGCCGUUGCCUACCAUCAUUAAAGUGUUGAAUCCUUGAUUGUUUAUGUAUAGAAUCGUUGCUCAUAUAACUGUACAUUUAUUUAUUGACAUUAACAAUAAAAUAAUGCAUACAUGAAAAUUAUAA